This is a messenger RNA of Lonchura striata (white-rumped munia), 1610 nucleotides long. NCBI's taxonomy places the organism in Eukaryota, Metazoa, Chordata, Aves, Passeriformes, Estrildidae. The record is from RefSeq and is a predicted model, not a curated record.
UUGGCUAUCCAGCUGAAAAGAGCCAGGAGCCAGAUGAAUUCAUGUGUGUUUUUUCAGGAUUCCUGCUUUUUUUUUCCCCCUUGGAUUUUAGUGUCUCCUGCUGGAUCGAAGAGCAUUUCCCUGGGAGAGGAGGCCGGGAAGAGCGAGCUGAUGAACGAGGACAUCCGGAUCCAUUCCUGGCCUUGCUCCUACUACCUGGACACCAGCAAACAAUGGAUCCCUGGGAAGCUCUCCCUGACUCCCGUUUCCAUCAAAUUCACGGCUGACAAAACGGGAGAGCUCCUGGUGGAUUUCCACCUUUCCGGGAUCAGCGAGAUCAAGAAGGAAUCUUCCCAUUUAAUCUUCAGCUCCCUCACCAUCCUGGAGAAGAGCACCAAGCACUGGUUCAGCUCCCUGCAUCCCAACAGGAAUGUGGUGUUCAACAUCCUGGAGCAUUUCUGGAGGGAGCAGCUGCUGUCCAGCCGGGAGGCCGGAGCGGGAGCGGCUCUGGAAUCCAGCAAGGGCAAGGAGUUGACGGGAAUGUUGGAGGGAUCCCAGAAACGCCUGGAGGACACGGCCAAGGUGCUGCAUUCCCAGGGGGAACAGUUCGACAACAUCAUGAGGGGACUCCACAAGAUCGAGGGGGACAUGGAUGUGGCCGACAGGCUGUUGACAGAGCUGGAAUCUCCUUCCUGGUGGCCCUUCAGCACCAAACUCUGGAAAACCCCUCUGGAAGCGAAGCCCAAGGAAAGCCCCGCAGCUCCCGAUCCCGAAACGCAGGAAGGAAUCCUGCUGCGAAUUCCCGUGAUUAUCACCCACAGGACGGACUCCAGCGCCAAACCGGGCAAGCUCACGCUGCUUCCCUCCGGCCUGGAAAUCGAGGAUUGCAAUUCCCAGCUGCUGCACCGCUUCGAAUCCCGGGAUGUGGACGAUAUCCGUGUGCACACUCCCUACGAGAUCAGCGUCCGGCAGAGGUUCAUCGGCAAGCCCGACACUUCCUACCGGCUCCUGGCGGCGCGGAUGCCCGAGGCCAUUCCCAUCCUGGAGAUGCAGUUCAGCAAGAAGAUCCAGUUUUUGGAGGAUGCUCUGGGAUUUGCCGGAGGAGCCGGGAAGUCUCCUCGGGCGGAUUUGGGCGCGUCCAUCUGGCAGGCAGCCACGGGAUUCCUGGGUGCCGCGGUGAAUCCCGGAUUGCCGGCGGGCAGCGCCGAAGGGACGGACAAGGAGCAGGUGCAGCUGCAGAAAAUAUCCCAGGAGGAAGCCAAGGAGCUCCGACAGAUCCUGAAGAAGCUGAAGGGGCUGGCGCUGGAGACGGAGGCGGAGCUGGAAAGGCAGGACGAGGCCCUGGAUUCCAUCAGCAGCUCCGUGGAUCGUGCCACGCUCACCAUCGACCGGCAGAACCGCAGGAUGAGGAAGCUGACCUAAGCUCCCGGCGGGAAUGGGAACGCCGGCACGGGCAGGAGGGUGGGGGAGCCGGGAAUUUCAGGACUGGUUUUUCCAGAGACACCUCGGGAGGGGUUUGGGAUGAGGUUUGGAAAAUGGCGCUGCUGGAGGUGAGUUCCUGAGAGGAUUGGACGGUUCCUGGACUUGGAUGAUGGUUGGAUCUUGGAUCGUGAUUGGAUCUUGGAGGAUGU